AUGUCCAGCUCGACUCAGCCCACACACGACCCCAUUAUCAAAUUUGCACACGACAACGAAGACGAGACCCAACGGCUCGAGGCUCUCAAAUUUCCGUUCAGAUAUUUACAAUCGCAAUUUGAACUACUCGAGGAGCGUUUGACCCUUCUCCCACGCUCGAAAAGGGGAGAUUACGAGCCACUAUUGACUCGAAGUAAGAGUUCAGCUGCGGCCCUUAGUGAGCAGACUGUUGCAGAGGCCAAAUGGAAUGAGGAGGAUCAAGUGCAAUUGAUCAGACAAGGUUUUGAAGAGAUCGGCACAGAUGGAGAAGUCAUCGAUAAGAUACUGGAGUCUUGGAAGGACUGUGCAUGGCACCCUGGCAAACAAAGUACAGAAUCCUUGAGACGAAGUAUUGUAGAUGCCACAGACCAUAGUACCAACGAAAGAGCAGCAAGUUGGAAAGACACCCUCAUCGGCGAAGGAUCAAUUCUGGAAUACUUCGAGACACGAGACACCAGAUACGAGACUCUCAAACAAGAGUUUGACAAAUUGACUUUAGCAUUCAAUUGCUACAUAGAAGGGCCACUGAAAGAAAAGGAUUAG
Molecule: messenger RNA, 582 nt
Organism: Kwoniella shivajii
Lineage: Eukaryota; Fungi; Basidiomycota; Tremellomycetes; Tremellales; Cryptococcaceae
Exons: 1
Coding region: 1-582 (193 amino acids)
Source: RefSeq, a predicted model, not a curated record